AUGAGCAAGAAGGUGGUCAUCCUGACGACGAGCGCCGACACCUUCCAGGGCCACGCGUCGGGCGCGUGGAUGGAGGAGGUGACGGGGCCCUACUACACCUUCACGGGCAAGGGCUGCGAGGUGACCAUCGCGAGCAUCAAGGGAGGCAAGGUGCCCAUCGACGCCUUCUCCCUGGGCGAGGGCUUCAAGACCGAGAACGACACGAAGUUCGAGACCACGGGCGACAUCAAGAUCCUGGAGAGCAGCGUCGCCGUCUCCGCGCUCUCGCCCGACGGCUUCGACUGCAUCUUCCUCGCGGGGGGGCACGGCACGGUGGUCGACUUCCCCGACGGCGCCGCCGACAUCGUCUCCAAGGCCGCCGCCGCCAACAAGGUCGUCGGCGCCGUGUGCCACGGGCCGACGGGCCUGCUCAAGGCGACGGUUGACGGCAAGCCGCUCGUCGCCGGCAAGAAGGUCUGCGGCUUCUCGAACGAGGAGGAGGCGGCGGUCAUCGGGAUGCGCAAUUUCGAGGAGAAGAUCCUCUCGCUCGAAGACGAGCUCCAGGCGGCGGGCGGCGAAUAUAUGCCGGGCGCCAUGUUCGCGCCGAACGCGGUCCGCGACGGCAACCUGAUCACGGGCCAGAACCCGGGAUCGAGCGUCAAGGCGGCCGAGCUCUGCUGCGAGGCGCUGGGGCUGUGA
Aureococcus anophagefferens is the source of this 678-nucleotide messenger RNA. RefSeq lists its product as hypothetical. Bases 1 to 678 code for a protein of 225 amino acids. NCBI's taxonomy places the organism in Eukaryota, Pelagophyceae, Pelagomonadales, Pelagomonadaceae. The record is from RefSeq and is a predicted model, not a curated record. The transcript has a single exon.